Molecule: messenger RNA, 2234 nt
Organism: Scatophagus argus
Lineage: Eukaryota; Metazoa; Chordata; Actinopteri; Scatophagidae
Gene: cry-dash
Product: cryptochrome DASH
Exons: 14
Coding region: 216-1781 (521 amino acids)
Biological process (GO): photoreactive repair
Molecular function (GO): FAD binding; deoxyribodipyrimidine photo-lyase activity; damaged DNA binding
Source: RefSeq, a predicted model, not a curated record
UGCUGGUUAAAACACUCUACAUCAGCUCUGUAGCUUGAGGCAGCUGUUGUGCUGUUGAACAACCGCUUACGAAAGCUGAUGUUUUGUAACGUCGUGUCUGCGAGCGUGACGGACUCGUCGCGACGAGCAGCAGACACCGUGGACCGACAGAGCGGAGGACGCCGUUCACUGUGCGUGUUUCUGAUACAAAUAUUGCUGCUAUAUUGAAAACAAGUAUGUCUGCCUCCCGCACAGUCAUAUGUUUACUAAGAAACGACUUGCGUCUCCACGACAAUGAGCUUUUCUACUGGGCUCAAAGAAAUGCAGAGUAUAUUGUCCCAUUAUACUGCUUUGACCCCAGACAUUAUGUGGGAACAUACAACUACAACCUACCAAAGACUGGGCCUUUCCGCCUGCGCUUCUUACUGGAGAGUAUCAGUGACCUCAGAGACACAUUGUUGAAGAAGGGCAGCAACCUCGUAGUGAGACGGGGUAAGCCAGAGGAGGUGGUUGCCGACCUCAUCAAGCACCUUGGCUCUGUCAGCGCUGUUGCUUUCCAUGAAGAGGUUACUUCAGAAGAACUGACUGUUGAGAAACAGGUGAAGGACGUCUGUGCACAGUUGAAGGUCAAAGUUCACACAUGUUGGGGGUCUACACUGUACCACAGAGAUGAUCUUCCAUUUCACCACAUGUCCAGGCUGCCUGAUGUGUACACUCAGUUCAGGAAGGCAGUGGAGACCCAGAGCAGUGUGAGGCCUGUGAUCCCAACCCCCGAGCAGCUAAAACCUCUUCCCCAAGGGCUGGAGGAAGGAUCCAUUCCUACAGCAGAGGACCUGCAUCAGACAGAGCCUGUGACUGAUCCUCGCUCAGCCUUCCCUUGCAGUGGUGGUGAAAGUCACGCUCUGGCCAGACUCAAACACUAUUUCUGGGACACUGAUGCAGUUGCAACUUACAAGGAGACUCGUAAUGGCUUGAUUGGUGUGAACUAUUCCACUAAAUUCGCACCUUGGUUGGCGUUGGGUUGCGUUUCGCCCAGGUAUAUUUAUCAUCAGAUCAAGCAGUAUGAGAGGGAGCGAACAGCCAAUCAGAGUACAUACUGGGUCAUUUUUGAACUUUUGUGGAGGGAUUACUUCAAGUUUGUAGGUGUCAAAUAUGGAAACAGACUGUUUCAGGUCAAAGGACUUCAAGACAAAUCUGUUCCAUGGAAAAAUGACAUGAAGCUUUUCAAUGCAUGGCAGGAGGGACGAACGGGAGUGCCCUUUGUGGAUGCCAACAUGAGAGAGCUGGCACUGACAGGCUUCAUGUCCAACAGGGGGCGGCAAAAUGUUGCUAGCUUCCUCACAAAAGACCUGGGCCUGGAUUGGAGGAUGGGAGCUGAGUGGUUUGAAUACCUUCUGAUUGAUUAUGAUGUCUGCAGCAACUAUGGCAACUGGCUAUACAGUGCUGGAAUAGGAAAUGACCCCAGAGAGAACAGGAAGUUCAACAUGAUCAAGCAAGGCCUCGACUACGACAAUAAUGGUGACUAUGUGCGCCAAUGGGUUCCUGAGCUGCAGGGGAUCAAGGGUGCAGAUGUGCACACGCCUUGGACCCUCAGCACUGCUGCGCUGUCACAUGCUCGCGUGUCCCUUGGUGAGACCUACCCCACCCCCGUCGUCAUUGCGCCUGAAUGGAGCAGACAUGUUAACAAGAAACCGAUGGGCCCGGGCCCUUCGCCGAGAGGAAAGAAAGGCCCAUCUCACACUCCUAAACAACAUCGGAACAGAGGCAUAGAUUUCUACUUUUCCAGAAGCAAAGAUCUGUGAUCUGCCUCAACACAGACACUGAACACGUCGGCGGAUGCUCGGGGGAUGGAAACUCCAGUGAUGCAAACUUGGGCUGUUGCUGUAAAAUCAGUGUUGCUCACAUGCUGGUUUAGGGAAGCUAAUUUGCAGAUGAAGCACGUGAUCCUACUCAUUCUUGAAUACUUGAAUUUCACUGAUCUAUAUGUAACUGUGCCAGCAGUUCCUUAGAAAAGUCAUGCUCAUAUAGCACACCUCAUGGACUUCUUUUUAUGUUUCCUGUUACGCUCAAGCAGCAGUGAAAGCCACACUGCGGCUUUUAGCUUUGAUGGAGUAGAUCAGCUAUGAUAAUCUAACUUUCCACUGAUGUUUUGGGGCAGACUGUUUUUCUUAAAUGUCUUUUUUGGAUAUACAGCUGUUAAGCUUUUUUAUAUUGCCUAUUUGUGGCAGUUAUAAAAAUAAAACUGGUAAACUGAA